Molecule: messenger RNA, 14242 nt
Organism: Orcinus orca (killer whale)
Lineage: Eukaryota; Metazoa; Chordata; Mammalia; Artiodactyla; Delphinidae
Gene: TTLL11
Product: tubulin tyrosine ligase like 11
Exons: 10
Coding region: 181-2454 (757 amino acids)
Biological process (GO): protein polyglutamylation; microtubule cytoskeleton organization
Cellular component (GO): cilium
Molecular function (GO): tubulin-glutamic acid ligase activity; tubulin binding
Source: RefSeq, a predicted model, not a curated record
CCCGCGCCCCGUCCCGAGUCGGCGACUGCCCUUGUCAACCGGAGCCUGAGAAAUCAUGGCAACUGGCUCGGGCUGGGAGCGAGUGGCAGCUGCGGCAGCGGCGGCAGUUUGGUCGCGGGCCGGGGCGGCGGAGCGGCGGCGGCGGCGGCAGCACUGGCGCUGGCACCGGCCCUGAGCACCAUGCUGCGAGGCAGACCCGAGAGAGAGCUGGCGGCCUGGUGGGAGGCGGAGGCCGUGGCCGCGGCCAAAGCGCAUGCGGCGAAGGAACAGGUCCGCGUGGACCCGGGCGCAGCCGGGGAGCCGGAGGGCAAGGCGGGGGAGGAGCAGCCCAAGGAGCCGACCCCGGCGCAGCCCCGCGCGGCCGAGGAGGGCGACGCCCGCGCCCCACCGCGGCCGCCGUCCACGCUGCCCAUGUACCAGGCGAAGCCGGUGUCGGCGCAGGGCCUCUACCCGCACGGGAAGUCCAGGAGCAAGAACCGUAGCUGCAAGCGGAGCUCGGACCGGUCCGAGGAGUACUGCUCUCCGCGGCCUGUCACCGUGGACAGCUCCAAGGCCAGGACCUCCCUGGACGCCCUGAAGAUAAGCAUUCGCCAGCUCAAGUGGAAGGAGUUCCCAUUUGGCCGACGCUUGCCUUGUGACAUCUACUGGCAUGGAGUUUCAUUUCACGACAGUGACAUAUUCUCCGGUCUAGUGAACAAGUUUCCAGGCAUGACGGAGAUGGUGCGUAAAAUUACUCUGAGCAGAGCAGUAAGAAUCAUGCAGAAUCUCUUUCCUGAGGAGUACAACUUCUACCCUCGCUCAUGGAUUCUGCCUGACGAGUUCCAGCUCUUUGUGGCUCAGGUUCGAAUGGUGAAAGAUGGGGACCCCUCCUGGAAGCCCACUUUUAUUGUGAAACCUGAUAGUGGUUGUCAGGGUGACGGAAUCUACCUCAUUAAAGACCCCAGUGACAUCCGCCUGGCAGGGACCCUCCAGAGCAGGCCGGCGGUGGUCCAGGAGUACGUCUGCAAACCUCUCCUUAUCGACAAGCUCAAGUUUGAUAUCCGUCUGUAUGUCCUACUGAAGUCCUUAGAGCCCUUAGAGAUUUAUAUAGCCAAAGACGGACUCUCGCGGUUUUGCACAGAGCCCUACCAGGAGCCUCACCCCAGAAACCUGCACCACAUCUUUAUGCAUUUGACCAACUAUUCAUUGAACAUCCAUAGCGGUAAUUUUGUCCAUUCGGACAGUACCAGCACAGGCAGCAAAAGGACUUUCUCUAGCAUUCUUUGUAGGUUGUCUUCCAAGGGUGUUGACAUCAAGAAGGUCUGGUCUGAUAUCAUCUCCUUGGUGAUUAAGACUGUCAUUGCCCUGACUCCAGAGCUCAGAGUGUUCUACCAGUCGGAUAUCCCCGCAGGGAGGCCGGGGCCCACGUGCUUCCAGAUUUUAGGCUUUGACAUUCUUCUCAUGAAAAAUCUGAAGCCUAUACUACUUGAAGUAAAUGCAAACCCCAGCAUGAGAAUCGAACACGAGCAAGAACUCUCUCCAGGGGUGUUUGAGAAUGUCCCCAGCCUUGUCGACGAAGAAGUGAAAGUGGCCGUCAUCAGAGACACACUGCGUCUCAUGGACCCAUUUAAGAAGAAAAGAGAGAGCCAGUCUCAGCAGCUUGGGAAGCCGUUAGCCUCAAAGGAAGAGCCUUCUGAGAGCGAUCUGGCCAGUGCCUCGGCAGGCAGCGCCCAUCCCGAAGCCCACCUGCCCUCCAUCUGCCUCAAGCAGGUGUUCCCCAAGUAUGCAAAGCAGUUCAACCACCUGCGCCUGGUGGACAGGAUGGCAAACCUGUUUAUCCGGUUCCUGGGUAUCAAGGGGACAAUGAAGUUGGGACCAACAGGCUUUCGUACCUUCAUAAGGAACUGCAAGCUCAGUAGCAGCAGCUUGUCCAUGGCUGCCGUGGACAUCCUCUACAUUGACAUCACGAGGAGAUGGAACUCCAUGACCGUGGACCAGCGGGAUUCAGGCUCUUUCUUCGGUCUCAUGGCUGGACAACUACAAGACUUGCAGGCCUGCGGGGUGCAGCCCAACUGCUGUUGGCCAGGAAGCCGAGGAAGCCGAGGAAACUCCUGUGAACGCCGAGAUGUUGGAAGCAGCACGCUCCCAUUUGUUGAAGAAGCAUCAUUUGAGUUACUUCAGCAUCAUUCAGGCCCUACGGAGAGACUUCUGCAGACUGGUACGCUAAGGCUCGGUGGACCAUGGAGAGCAAAGCAAGACUCACUGCCAGUGGAGACAACAGUCCAGGAAGGAAUUUGCCGUCCAGGUUGGCAUGCUUGUCCGUUCCUCCAUACAGGCUGUGCCCGCACCCCCUCCCACUGGGGGCAGGGGUCCGGGAGCAGCUCCCCCUCCCCCUCCUCUGAUCGCAGGCGUCACUCAGAACACUUGUUAAACUUCAGACUCCAUGGAUUUGGAGAUAUAGAUGCAAACUCAUGAUUUCUAAAAUGUGUAUAUAUACGUGCACAUGUAUAUGUGUUUGAAUGUAUUUUUGUUGUUGUUGUUGUUUGGCUGCAUUGGGUCUUUGCUGCUGCGCGAGGGCUUUCUCUAGUUGCGGCGAGUGGGGGUUACUCUUCGUUGUGGUGUGCGGGCUUCUCUUGUUGCAGAGCAUGGGCUCUAGGCAUGCUGGCCUCAGCAGUUGCAGCAUGCGCACUUAGUAGUUCUGGCCGGCAGGCUCUAGAGCGCAGGCUCAGUAGUUGUGGCGCGUGGGCUUGGUUGCUCUGCGGCAUAUGGGAUCUUCCCCGAUCAGGAACCGAACCCUGCACUGGCAGGUGGAUUCUUAACCAUUGUGCCACCAGGGAAGUCCUGAAUGUAUAUUUGUAUACACACACACACACUCUACAUUUAUUUCCUAGCUCUGUCUGCUGAAAAGGUCAAGAAGGAAGGAUAUUCUAGCAGCUCUCAGCUCUUGGUCUGUAAUUCCAUUCCCCAGAGUUCCUCAGAGAAAUGACUAAUCCCAGAGCUGGGGCAGGGUAGGUACAUGAUGAGCCUGGGACAUCUCGUGAGGCUAGAAAGUAAGGGAAUGUUCAAAAACCACAUCGAGGGUGUGUCACAGGACACAGGCACUGGCUUGGAGGGGCUCCCAGUGGCCAAAUCUGGGAGUGUUUGAGCACCAAAACAAUCAAGUAGAGUAAUGAAUUAUAAGCCCAUAAAAACAGACAUUUACGAGCCCACACUGAUAACAGAUAAGCAAAUACAUAGGAAGAAUGGAGGACCUUUGCUACAGUAAAAUUCUGAGUCAACCAGUGAAGUGGAAGAAAUGCUAGAACUGGAAAGCCAUCCUUUGCAACCAUCCUAGUAAAGACUGGAUCACUCAAGAAUCAUUAAGGGUUGCUAAAUCUAGGGGGACGUUUUGGCAAUGAGCAGGAUAUUUGUAUGAUGUCAGACUGUCUCCCCACAGACUGCAUAUUAGUUGCAAGCAAGACCAUAAAACAAACCCCAGUAAUUAUACAGUGGAGAGAUCGGACCACACCCUGAUCGGGUGAUCAAAAUUAACAUCACCAGGGAGGGAUAGACAGGUGUCAUGUGCCUCCGGAUGUAUUACUCUAAGAAGGACUCAAUAUAUGCUCUCUGCAGUAUUUUGGCCAAGAAUGAAUAACUAGAAACUAGUCACAAGGAAACAUCAGACAAAUGCAAAACUAUUUUUAUUUAAAAGGGUGGGUGGGGGUUGGGGGAGGAAUGGUUGGUCGUAUUCGUCCAAUGUCAAUGUCAUAAAAGAUAAAGAACAGGGCUUCCCUGGUGGCGCAGUGGUUGAGAGUCCGCCUGCCGAUGCAGGGGACACGGGUUCGUGCCCCGGUCCGGGAAGAUCCCACAUGUCGCGGAGCGGCUGGGCCCGUGAGCCAUGGCCGCUGAGCCUGCGCGCCCGGAGCCUGUGCUCCGCAACGGGAGAGGCCACAGCAGUGAGAGGCCCGCGUAACACAAAAAAAAAAAAAAAAAAAAAAAAGAUAAAGAACAGUCAUAGAAAUGUUCCAGAUUAAACGAGGCUAAAGAGACACGACAGCCGAAUGCAAUCUGACCCCAGACUAGAUCCUGUGCUGGAGGGAAAAAAUAGUAUAAAAGGAUGUUACUGGUUCUACUGAGGAUGUUGGAAUGUGAAUAUUAGAUGAGAGAAAAGUCUGUAAUAGGGUUAAAUUGAGGUGGGUAACUAUACUGUGAUUAUGUAAGAGAAUAUCUCUAAUCUUAGUAAAUAUUCACUGCAGUAUUUAGGAGUAAAGGGCUGUGGCAUAAGUCACAAAAAUAGCAGUAAAUGUUCAACAUUGAUGUUGAAUACACGACUGUUUUAAUACAAAUUCAGUAACAGUGCAGUAUAAUUGUACUGUUCACGAGAAUAAGAUCGGGGCUUGGGUGCACUGUGGGGUAUGUUCUGGAGACUGGCUCUUUCCCUGGCUUGGGGGCUGGUCACCAUCCACACUGUGUGUACAGCCUCACCAGGUUGUCCAGAUUUGAGGUCCCCUGUCCACCUGCCUCUCCUGCUACCCACAGGCCCACUCUGUUAAUAGCUACCAAUGGGUGUCUGGGAAAGCAGUUUCAAUUUUGUAUAUUUAUUGUGUAUUCAGCCACUUUACUGAACCAGGAGCGUUUUUUGGUUGAUUCCCAGGGAAAUUCUAAGAAGAUGACCCUAACUUUUGUCUUUUCUGUCUCAAUAGUUUAGUUAGUUUCUUUCCUGCCUUUUUGCCUUGAAACGCAGCAGAGUCCUGCAUCUAAGUCAUUUCUUACCUCAUUGGGAAUGUCUGUUAUGUUUUAAGGAUAAUGUUGGCUAUUGACUUGAAAUAUUCUAUUUUUCAAAUAUGUUUUUAUUACAAAAGCAAAAGUAUGGUCAGAAAAAAGAAACUUAGAAAAUACUGAUUAAGCACAGAGAUGGGAGGGGGGAAUAAAAAGCCAUUUAUUAUCUCUAGGUCAGUGUUUUGUUAACACCUUGGUAUAUAUCCGUAAUAAUUAUUAUUUGAAGAUUUUAUUAGAAUAAUCAUUAUUGCUCCCAGAGCAGGUAGCAUUUAUCUAUUAUGUGUCAGUAACUAAGUGCUAAGUUUAGGGGUGACAAGCAUUAUUUCAGCAAAUCCUUACAGAAUACCUCUCUAUAGUGUAGAUACUGUUAUCCCUACUUUACAGUUAAGGAAAUUGAGACUGAGAGGACUUUCCCAAUUUACCUAAGAUCAUAGGCAAAUCAACAGCCCUUAAGGCUGAAACCCAGGUCUCCCUUAUGCCCAAGCUCUGGCUCUUACAUACACUACUAUCUCCUAAUCCAGACCUCUUUUUGCAAAUAGAUUUUUUAAAAACUAAGCCAGAAUCCUUCUGGACAUAUGAUUCUGUUAUCAGCUUUUAUACCUAAUGUAUUAUUAACAUCUUUCAAUGUCACUUAUUCUUCUUCUACAGAUGUAAUGGCUGUGUAGUGUUUUAUUAUAUGGAUAUGUUUUAUUUAUUCUUAAACAGCUCCAUAUCAAAAUAAAAGCUGGUCGUAAAAUAUUCAAACAAUAACAGGAAUAUAAAGUAGAACAUGCAAGUCCUCCCUUCCACCCUGCUGAGCACCAUUCCUUUGAGGAAGUUACUAUUAAUAGUAUAUGUUUGCUUCCACAUAGUUCUUCUAUGUAACUUAUUAUAUGUGAUGUAAUUUAUUUAAUUUUCUUUAAAGGAAUGGGUAUACCAAUCUACUGCUUGCCUUUCAUACAUAAUAUAUGAUGACCAUCAUUCCAAAUCUAUUCAUCCUUUUUUAAUAUGAUUUUUAAAAUUGAACUAUAAUUGAUUUACAAUACUGUUAAUUUUAGGUGUACAGAAAGUGAUUCAGUUAUAUGUAUGUGUGUGUGUAUAUACAAUAUGUAUACAUUCUUUUUCAGAUUCUUUUCCAUCAUUGGUUAUUACAAGAUAUUCAAGACAGUUGCCUAUGCUAUUCAGUAAAUAUAUAUAUAUAUAUAUAUAUAUGUAUCAUCUUUAUCCAUUCAUCCAUUGAUGGACACUUAGGUGUCCACUUAGGUGGCUCCCAUGUCUUGGUUUUUGUCAAUAGUGCUGCUAUGAACAUUGGGGUGCAUGUAUCUUUUCUUUUUAAAAAAUUUUUGUAGCUGAUUUACAGUGUUGUGUUAGUUUCAGGUGUACAGCAAAGUGAUUCAGUCAUACAUAUAAAAUAUAUAUACAUAUAUAUAAUAUUCAUUUAUUUGUAUAAUUUCUUUUUCAGAUUCUUUUCCGUCAUAGAUUAUUACAAGUUAUAGAAUAUAGUUCCCUGUGCUAUACAGUAGGUCCUUGUUGCUUAUCUAUUUUAUAUAUAGUAGUGUGUAUCUGCUAAUCCCAAACUCCUCAUUUAUCCCUCCCCCACUCCCCUUUCCCCUUUGGUAACCAUAGUUAGUUUUCAGUAUCUGUGAGUCUAUUUCUGUUCUGUAAAUGAGUUCAUUUGUAUCAUUUUCUUAGAUUCCACAUAAAAAUCAUAUCAUAUAUUUGUCUUUAUCUGACUUACUUCACUUAGUAUGAUAAUCUCUAGGUCCAUGCAUGUUGCUGCAAAUAGCAUUAUUUCGUUGUUUUUCACGGCUGAGUGAUAGUACAUUGUGUAUAUAUACCACAUCUUCUUUAACCAUUCAUAUGUUUAUGGGCAUUUAGGUUGCUUCCAUGUCUUGGCUAUUGUAAACAGUGCUGCUAUGAACAUUGGGUGCAUGUAUCUUGUCAAAUUAGAAUUUUCGCCUUUUCUGUAUAUAUGCCCAGUAGUGGGAUUGCUGGGUCAUAUGGUAGUUCCAUUUUUAGUUCUUUAAGGAACCUCCAUACUGUUCUCCAUAGUGGCUGCACCAAUUUACAUUCCCACCAACAGUGUAGGAGGGUUCCCUUUGCUCCACACCCUCUCCAGCAUUUAUUAUUUGUAGACAUUUUUUUAAAAAAUUUAUUUUUGGCUGUGUUGGGUCUUCAUUUCUGUGCGAGGGCUUUCUCUAGUUGCGGCAAGCGGGGGCCACUCUUCAUCGCGGUGCGCGGGCCUCCCACUAUCGCGGCCUCUCUUGUUACGGAGCACAGGCUCCAGAUGCGCAGGCUCAGUAGUUGUGGCUCACGGGCCUAGUUGCUCCGCGGCAUGUGGGAUCUUCCCAAACCAGGGCUCGAACCCGUGCCCCCUGCACUGGCAGGCAGAUUCUCAACUACUGCACCACCAGGGAAGCCCUGUAGACAUUUUUGAUGAUAGCCAUUCUGACCAGUAUGAGGUGAUAUCUCGUAGUUUUGAUUUGCAUUUCUCUAAUAAUUAGUGAUGUUGAGCAUCUUUUCAUGUGUCUGUUGGCCGUCUGUAUGUCUUCUUUGGAGAAAUGCCUAUUUAGGUCUUUUGCCCAUUUUUUGAUUGGGUUUUUUUUUUUAUUAUUGAGUUGUAUGAGGUGUUUGUAUGUAUAUUUUGGAAAUUAAUCCCUUGUCAGUUGCAUCGUUUGUAAGUAUUUUCUCCCAUUUCAUAGGUUGUCUUUUCAUUUUGUUUACAGUUUCCUGUGCUGUUAUCCAUUCUUUUUAAUGGACAAGAAUCAGGGAGUCACAUUUGGCUCUUGGCUCGAGCAACGGGGAGAAUGGCAGAGCCAUUUUGGUGGGUUAGAAAACGAAGGGAGGAACAGGUUUUGGGGUCAUAUCAAACCUGAUGCCAAGUGGACAUAUGCCCUGUGAAGGGCUCAGGGAGCAGUGGAGCUGGGUAUAAAAGUGUGGGAAUCGGUGAGCAGAGAAUGGAUGGUAUGUAAAUCCAUGGCAAUGGUCCCUGAUGCCAAGGAGGAGCCACACCUGGAGAAAGAGUGUGUGCUCUCCUGUUCUCCCCAGUCCCCACCUCUCCCUGUUGUCUCUCAACACUGGGUCUGAGUGUCCCCUGAUGUGGGCCUGCUUCAGUCACUCACAUUGCUGCCAGGUCAUUGAAGCUUUGUGCUUUGCAUUGUCAAGGGGUGUUCAGAAAAAUCACCCAAACUUGGAAUUAAGGCAGAAGGAGGCCAGCUUGUCAUCCCAACUUGUCAUCCCAGUGUCCCACUGGAAUAUUGUUAAGAGGACCACCCCAGGAUUGUUCUAUCACCUGGGGAAUACAUCUUUAUUCGACUUGCCAUUCACUACGUAUGUGUGUACAUAGUGUGUGUAUUACGUGUUCACUUGUGGAUUUUGGGCGCCCCCAUUGCUUGUGGUUUUACAGCCCUGUAGGGCAUUAACUAGUCUUGACUGUAGCCAGAGAACAGCACAUGAUCGCCCUGAUUAGUCUCAAUGUAACCUGACCAUUUCUUACCGGGAUCUCUCGCUGAGACUCUCCACCAGGAACUUUCAGGAACACCAGACUCUCUGCUCUCCAGAGCCAUGGUUCCUAUCUCCUCACUUAGGCCCAUGUACUCAGCCACUGCUUCCUUCCCCUGGGCUCCUGGCUAACGCCAGCACGGAUCCACACAGCUCUGGUAUGUUUGGGAAUUAUGACACUGUGCCCUGGAGGGGCUCUUUUUCCAUCCAUUGUGCUGGGUUCUUUCAUCCUGAACACUUGAGUUCUUCCUUCAACUCUGGAAAAUAUGCUUUUAUGAUUCCUUUGAUCACUUUCCCCUUUCCUUUUCUUUUCCCUCCUUUAGGAAUUCCCAAUAGUUGGAUGUUAGAUAUCCUGGAUUGAGCUUCUAGAUUUCUUUCCUCUCCCAUUUUCUUUUUUUUAAAAUUUAUUUUAUUGAAUUACAUUUGAUUUACAAUUUGUAUUAAUUUCUACUGUACAGCAAAGUGAUUCAGUUAUACAUACAAACAUGUAUAUAUACAUAUAUAUACAUUCUUUUUCAUAUUCUUUUCCAUUGUGGUUUUUUAAUGCAGUAUUGUCUUUAAUUAAGUACAAAGACUUCCGUUCGUGUUGCCUAGAGAUCAUUUUAUCCACCGCUCUGUUUGGCCGCCAGUCUCUUGUCUCUCUCCUCAGCACUGGUAAGGUGGAUACCCUUUCCAUGGGGAAGAGAGAUCCACGGUUUGUUGCCUUUGCCAAUAACGAAAAUGUUGGAGAGCCCAGUGGCAAAGCUGUUGCCAUUGGCAUCUUUCACAUGAACUACAUCAAAAGAACCAGGAUGUCUCUCCCUGUUGGUGAUCACACCAAUUCUUCCCAGUUAGCACCUCCAGUCACCAUGCACAGGUUACCAGUGUCAAAUUUGAUGAAAUCAGUAAUCUUGCCAGUCUCCAAAUCAAUCUGAAUGGUGUCAUUCACCUUGAUGAGGGGAUCAGUGUAGCCAAUGGUGAGAGCAUCAUGGUUCACCAGAUGAGGGAUUCCUUUUGUCCCCACAAAGAUCUUUCUCAUUUUGCACAACUUAUACUUCGCCUCCUCAGGUGUAAUAUGAUGAGCAGCAAAGCGAUCCUUGGUGUCAUAGAUCAGACAAAAAUUCUCUCGUCUUGUCAAUGCUGAUGACGUCCAUAAAACCAGCAGGGUAGGUUAUAUCAGUGCAGACCUUCCCAUCAAUCUUAAUGAAAUGCUGCAUGAAGAUUUUCUUUAGUUCAUCUCCUGUUAGGGCAUACUUAAGUCUGUUUCUUAGGAAAAUAAUUAGUGGGAGACAUUCCCUCAGCUCGUGGGGACCGGUAGAUGGACGAGGAGCAAACCCACCAGUUGGUUUAUCCAGCGUCCAAUGCUUUGGAGCUGCUACGCGCUCCAGGUGCUUCUUGGGACCACAAGCCAUGGCUGCGCUAGGCAUGAAAAGUGCUCCAUUGUGGUUUAUCACAGGAUAUUGAAUAGAGUUCCCUGUGCUAUGCAGUAGGACCUUGUUGUUUAUCCAUUCUGUAUAAAAUAGUUUGCAUCCCUACCCCAAACUCCCAAUCUAUCCCUCUCCCACCCCACCCUCCCCCUUGGCAACCACAAGUCUGUUCUCUAUGUCUGUGAGUCUGUUUCUGUUUUGUAGAUAAGUUCAUUCUGUGUCAUAUUUUAGAUUCCACAUGAAAGUGAUAUAUGGUAUUUGUCUUUCUCUCUCUGACAUACUUCACAUAGUAUGAUAAUCUCUAGGUCCAUACAGUUGCUGCAAAUGGCAUUAUUUCAUUCUGUAUGGCUGAGUAGUAUUCCAUCGUAUAUACGUACCACAUCUUUUUUUUUAGUUUAAUUUUUUAAUUUUAUUUUUUUAUACAACAGGUUCUUAUUAGUCAUCAAUUUUACACACAUCAGUGUAUACAUGUCAAUCCCAAUCGCCCAAUUCAUCACACCACCAUCCCCACACCCCCGCGGCUUUCCCCCCUUGGUGUCCAUAUGUUUGUUCUCUACAUCUGUGUCUCAACUUCUGCCCUGCAAACCAGUUCAUCUGUACCAUUUUUCUAGGUUCCACAUACAUGCGUUAAUAAACGAUAUUUUUCUCUUUCUGACUUACUUCACUCUGUAUGACAGUCUCUAGAUCCACCCACAUCUCAACAAAUGACCCAAUUUCAUUCCUUUUUAUGGCUGAGUAAUAUCCCAUUGUAUAUAUGUACCAAAACUUCUUUAUCCAUUCGUCUGUCGAUGGGCAUUUAGGUUGCUUCCAUGACCUGGCUAUUGUAAAUAGUGCUGCAAUGAACAUUGGGGUGCAUGUGUCUUUUUGAAUUAUGGUUUUCUCUGGGUAUAUGCCCAGUAGUGGGAUUGCUGGAUCAUACGUGUACCACAUCUUUAUCCAUUCAUGAUGGCUCUUCUGACCAGUGUUAGGUGGUCGCUCACUGUAGUUUUGAUUUUCAUUUCUCUAAUGAUGAGUGAUGUUGAGCAUCUUUGCAUGUGCCUGUUGGCCCGUCUGUAUGUCUUCUUUGGAGAAAUAUCUAUUCGGGUCUUUUGCCCAUUUUUCGAUUGGGUUGUUUGUUUUAUUGUAUUGAGUUGUAUGGGCUGGUUGUAUAUUUUGGAAAUUAAGCCCUUGCCAGUUGCAUCAUUUGCAAAUAUUUUCUCCCAGUCCAUAGGUUGUCUUGUCAUUUUGUUUAUGGUUUCCUUUGCUGUACAAAAGCUUGUAAGUUUGACUAGGUCUAAGUUUGAUCAGCUCACUUCCGGUUCAUCGCGCCCUCUGCUAAUUUAGUCAAUGCUCUUUCAUCAACCUCCAUCUGCCAAAGCUUUUCGAAUUCUCUUACAUGCUGAUAUCUCCUCCUACAUUAAUUCUGCCCUUAUGAGUGAUCAUCUUUUCAGUCCUGUCAGUACGGUGGUGCUUGAAAAGGAAACGAGAUAAAUGCAUGUCAUCAGUAUACCUUGUUUAACUGGAAGAUUAUUUCUUUUAAAAACCUAAUCCUACUGAUGUAAUAUUUAUUUUUUAAACUUUCUGAUAGAAGAAAAACUAAGUAAAUGUCUUCUAGUGAUCUCUAGUUUUAUUGCUUCAAAGUACAGAAUGUGGGCCAAACUUUUUUUUUUUUUGCGGUACGCGGGCCUCUCACUGUUGUGGCCUCUCCCGUUGCAGAGCACAGGCUCCGGACGCGCAGGCUCAGCGGCCAUGGCUCACGGGCCCAGCCGCUCCGCGGCAUGUGGGAUCUUCCUGGACCGGGGCACGAACCCGUGUCCCCUGCAUCGGCAGGCAGACUCUCAACCACUGUGCCACCAGGGAAGCCCCCAAACUGUUUCUUUGGCCAGCUUUUUCAGCUUUUCAUUUCUCGACACAUGCAGUCAGCUUUGGGUGAUGUUCUAAGUAUACGUGAAAGAAGGUGUGUUCUCUCUAGGGUAAGAGCUUGAUGUAUCCCUGCUUAUUAAACCUUAUUAAUUAUUAAAACCCUCUGGGUUCUUAUUGCCUCCUUGAUCUAUCAUAAGCUAAUAACGGUGAGGUGUUAGUCUCAGACGCAACUGUAUUUUUGUCGAUUUUUUUCUUUUGCAUUUCCAGCGGUUUUUGCUUUCUACUUGAUGCUCCUUAAUCCACAUAUGGAAGUUCAUGGGUUUUGUACCUUCAUUACAAAUGCCUGUCAACAUGAAAUGAUUUUUCUGUUCCAGUCAUUGCUGUUUCCUUGAAUUCUAUGUUUACAGGGCAUCACCUCAGCAGAGGGACCAGUUUGGGAACCAGGGUCAGUGGUGCGGAAGCACUGAGGUGGCCCACGGGUUUGGCAAUGAGGCAGUGGAGGUGGGAAAGGCAAGCCAGGCUACAGAGGGCUGGGGAAAGGGCGGGAGGCCGGAGGCGGAGAUGGCAAGUCCCUGCAGGCAGUAAGUACGCUUUAAAAAAGGUUGUCUGAAGUGUAGAAAACCCAGCCUGGAGAGCAGGUGGAGACCUGGUAUUUUAAAUGCUGUGAGAAGGAGGGGCAGGGCCUAAAGAGUUAGGAGUGAUGAAAGCAAGGGGCGGCCAGGGGCUGCCUCGGGAAGGAAUGGGGGUCCUCUCCUCUCCUGUGGCUGCUUUGGGGAAGGAAGCAAGGUGAGAGCUGGGGCGCCUGGCUGGCGGUGAGCCGGGGUGGGGUCGAGGGUCACCGCCGCCGUCUUCCCGCAGUGGGCUAGGGGGCUGGCUCUUGGAGCAGGGAGAGCGUCUGGCUGGGAGGUCCGAGAAGAGUACGGGUUUGGCUGAACCACGGUGGCGAACAGGGCAGGGAGUCCUUGCUGAGAGGGGAGACGGGAACCCACAAGGGCACGGUCUGAAAUGGGUUUGUUUUUUUUUUCCUGCAGUGCUCACCUGUCCCCUGUGCAGGGUGCAACUGAAGGGGCUCAGGCGCUGGCUUGUUCCCAACAGAGGCCCUGGGUUCAGCCUUGCAGGUGGGUCUGGGCCAUGAGUUAGGGCUUCUCAGGUAUCAGAGGCUUGGGUUUAAGUCUAGCUCAGCCAUGAUCUGCUGGUGGCCCUGGACCACCUCCUUCCCUCCUGGAGUAGGAUUUCAGGGGCUGGGGAAGCAGAGUCUGGCAGGAGCUGGUGUCUGCUGUAGGGAAAUGCAGGGGCCAAGCUCUGGGAGCCUAGAAAGUCCACGCUUGUCAGAGCGAGGGGGAGGGAGAGACCCCAGCCCGGAAGAGGACGGGCAAUCCCAGAUCAUGCAGGGUCUCCCCGACCACAACUGCCACCAGGGUGAACCGAGUGCUGGUAACGAACAGUAUCAGGCCACGAUGCAGGAGUCACUCCUGGAAAAGCUCCUGAGACACAGCUGAAUGGAGAGGCGAGUCAGGCUUAAAAUAGCUAAAUAAAUCUUUAAUAUUUCUAAUUGCAAAUGUACAGAAAUUGCACAGCCACACAGUCUUAGAACACCAACAACUUUCUCUGUACAUUAUUACAUAGUUAGAGUCACAACUGGAGGGAGGCGCUCCAGCCAAGACGCCAACAUUUGCAUUUUUUCCUUUUCACAUACUUACAAAAGGCGGGGCAGGGAGGUGGAAUGGGGGCUGGGGGCGGCUUGGGGGAAUGUGUAGAAAAGAGGGGCCGUUUCCCUGGACGGUCUGCCUUCCGCAGACGGCCGGGGCGGGAGGGGGAGAGGUGUACCCUGGGGCAGAUGCUCUGCGGGGUGUGGAGGGGGGGGGGUGCCUGGAGCUCUGGCCCUGGUUCCCCACCCCCAUUCGGGGCGGGCGGAAAGAGUCUCCACUUACAGGAAGUUUGACCGUUUCCUUCACCCUAAACAUAAAAGUUAAGCAAAAUGUCAGGCCUCCCUGUGUUGGCAGGAGAGGGGAGGGGAGAGCCUUCCCCAGCAGGGCUGGGCCUGGGUCUCCCCGAGCAGGGAAUGCCUUCCUUCCUCCUCUCUCAGGGACGCGGGUUCAGUGUGACCCAGGCAGGUCACACGUCCCCACCAGCCAGAGAGCACGCUGCACAGCCGACAGAUAAAAUGCCACGGGCAGGGAAAAACCCAUCACCCAAAUCCACAACCUCUGCCUCCUGCCCAGCACUGUUCUCUAGAUUAAAAAUAAAAUAAAAACCGUCGGAGAGCAGCGGUCCCGGGCAGCCCUCGGCAGCACCAGGACUAAAGGACUAUGUACAACCAUUAGGUGAAAUAGUUACAUUACAGUCAAACACCAAGAACAUUUACAAAAAUCGUCAGACUUGCAAUUCAGAUAAAAAUCUGGGAAGAGUCUGUACACUUUUACAGUUUUUGCACUAAGUAAAUAAGGCUCUCGGCCUGAGAGCUCCCAACCCAGGCCAGGGGCCGCCAGCACCGGCCACCGCUGGCCUCCUGAGCCCGGCUGUCCAGGCCCUGGGAACCUCCCCCCUGUAUUGCUAAGAGGCGCUCAGUCCGAGGUUGCUCAAUGAGGCAUCGGCGGGGCCGGGGGCGGGGGGGUGAGAGGGAACCAGAGGAGGACUUCACGGGGCCAGGCCCUGCCUGUGUGGCCAGAGGAGUGAGGCAAGGCCUCCGCCCCCAUGACCUGCCUUCCUGAGGUCUGUGACCCUUGGGGGUCCUGCCCUCUCCCCACAAGCGGGUCUCUGGGCUAACUGGUUUCACC